This is a messenger RNA of Moneuplotes crassus, 650 nucleotides long. NCBI's taxonomy places the organism in Eukaryota, Ciliophora, Spirotrichea, Euplotida, Euplotidae. The record is from the annotation of a GenBank genome assembly.
AGCUAAAAAUGAAAUCUGUGCUGGUCUUUGUUCUGGUAGUGGUAGCGUGCGUCCAAGCGGUUUAUAUUCAUCUUGGGAAAGGUCAGAAAAAGUGUUUUUAUCAUGAUUCUCCACCUGGGGUUCUUUUGAUUGUAAGGUACUCAUUCCUGGACCAAAUCCUCUUCUCAGACACCAAAGAAGGGAUUGUCUCAAGUAUUUACGAAGCAGUGAGUCCAAGAGACAUUGACAAAAUGAUACUGAACUCUGAUUCUAUAAUAACACACAGAGUUCAUACAAUAAACGAAGGGAUCAAGAAGAUCUGAGUCGAGCCUACUUACAAUUUCUUCAACAUGUAUGCUGGCUCACUCCUAGAUGAUUUUAUUCGACUCCAAAUAGAGAUUCUUGAUGAAACAAAAGUUGAUGAGAAGCUGGCCAAAGCUAUAGAUAGGGACCAACUGCAUGCAUCGCGGGAGCAGAUACUCAGCUUAAUAACUCACACCAGCAACAUCCUUAAAGAACAAGAAUAUGAGAAAAUCAAAGCUGAAAUAGGAGAAGAGAAGCUUAAACAACUGGAUAGAAGGAUUUUAUGGUUGACUAUUCUCCAGAUUAUUGUCAUCAUAGCGUCUGCUGGCUUCUUACUCAAGAUUAUUAGAGAUUAUAUCGCUAAGUAA